Gongylonema pulchrum is the source of this 588-nucleotide messenger RNA. The record is from the annotation of a GenBank genome assembly. Lineage: Eukaryota; Metazoa; Nematoda; Chromadorea; Rhabditida; Gongylonematidae.
GGAGUUGAGGUGUGGGUUGCAGGAGGACUGGCUGGAGUACGCCUGAACAUGCUGGAUGAUUUAGCAAUGGGCACCGGUACUAUGCGUCAAGGCGCCUCAUCCAGUGGGUGCGAUUCUCCCAACGCUGACAAUGUCACUGCUGAUGAGGCUCGGCGCCGUCAGAAAACGUGUCGUGUAUGCGGUGACCAUGCAACGGGUUAUAAUUUUAACGUGAUCACAUGCGAAUCCUGCAAGGCGUUCUUUAGAAGAAAUGCUCUUAGACCGAAGGUUGGCAUGAAAAAGGAAUGGAUUUUAAAUGAGGAACAGCUGAGGCGGCGGAAAAAUUCCCGUUUAAAUCACCUCCAGCAACAGCAGCAGCAGCAACAGCAACCGCAAAAUCGAGGUGCAUCGAAUAGCAGCGGAAGAAGCUCAGGCGGAGGUGACGGAGGAGGUCCAGCAACCAGCAGUACUGGAGCUAGCAAACUCGCAACGCCAAUGACGAGCAUGCUCAGCCCGGCACAAAUCCGAAGGGACUCCGAUCCAACACUUGUCAGUCCUUCAGUUGUUCACGCGGUUUGUGCUGUUGCUUCCUCAUCUUCUUACUUUUAA